UGACUUGGUAGGCAUUGUAUCACAUGCCAAUAUCUUCUAUCUAGUAAUUAAAUCUAUAGUACCAUUACUAUUGGUAUUGAUUUGCCACCCUAUUAUUAUUAUUAAAAAAUAUAUAUAAAUUAUCAUCUUAUUCAAAUGGCUCCUACAAAAUUUGCAAAAAUUCAUACAAUUAAUGGUGAGGCAUCAAAUGAAGAACAAGACAACCUUAGUCAAGAUAUGAAGGAUUUGAUUUUUUCUCUUCCAAGAGAGAAAGGUUGGAGAACACCUUAUUUGUAUCUAUUCCAAGGAUUUUGGUGCCAACCAGCUGAAAUCCAAGCAAUAAGCACUUUUCAAAAUCACUUCCAAGCUAAAGAUAGUGAUGUUUUUGUUGCAACUGUGCCAAAAUCAGGUACAACUUGGCUAAAAGCACUUACCUUUGCAACUGUGAAUCGCCAACACCAUUUCAUUUCAUCCAAAAACCAUCCUUUGCUUAGUUUCAAUCCUCAUGAUCUUGUUCCUUUCAUUGAGUACACUGUUUAUGGCAAUCAUGAAAAUCUUCCUAAUUUUUCAAAUUUUCAUGAGCCUAGACUUUUUGGUACACAUGUUCCUUUUGAUUCAUUGUCCAAUUCAAUCAAAGAUUCUUCCAAUUGCAAAAUUGUUUAUAUUUGUAGGAACCCUUUUGACACUUUUAUAUCUUCUUGGGUUUUUUGCAACAAAAUCAAGCAAGAUUCUUUGCCUACAUUGGGUUUAGAUGAAGCUUUUGAAAUGUUUUGUAAUGGGAAAAUUGGGUAUGGCCCAUUUUGGAAUCACAUGUUGGGUUAUUGGAAAGAGAGUCAAGAGAGACCAAAAAGGGUUCUUUUUUUGAAGUAUGAGGAUUUGAAAGAUGAUGUUAAUUUUGAAUUGAAAAAAUUGGCUAAGUUCUUGAAUUGUCCUUUUACAUUGGAGGAAGAAAGUGAGGGUGUGAUUGAAAAUAUAAUAAAGUUGUGCAGCUUUGAGAAAAUGAAGGAGUUCGAGAUAAAUAAGAUUGGAAAAUUUGGAAGGAACUUUGAGAACAAGUACUUGUUUAGGAAAGGUGAAAUUGGUGAUUGGACUAAUUACCUUUCACCUUCAAUGGUUGAGAAUUUAUCUAAAGUCAUCGAAGAAAAGUUAAGUGAAUGUGGUCUUAAAUUUAAAGCAAAAAAUUAAUUACUUUCUUUGAUUUUAUUCAUACGAGAUAAAUGAGUUAAAAAUUAAUAUUUAAAAGUUGAUAUAUAAAAAUACAUUGACUUUUAUACAUCAACUUUUGAAGAUUUAUUUUUAUUUUAUUUGUCUUUUAAAAAAAAAUUGGAGAUAGUAAUACAUUGUGUUAUUUUUAUUUUAUUUGUCUUUUAAAAAAAAAAUAUUGGAGAUAGUAAUACAUUGUGUUAGGGAUAACUCAAAGUUGUUGUAUAGUGGUGAGCCACACACUAUACUAUAUAUGUUGCUUUUAGCUAUAAAUGUUGUUGCAAAACGUGGUAAUGGUAUGUACUUUUCACAAUAAAAGGGUCUCAGAUGUUGUCCCCUACAACUCUAGGACCACAUGUAAAGGUUAAUUGAUAUAAACCUUAUUUUGUUUAUUUUCAACAAGAAUCAGUUGUGUC
Messenger RNA from Cicer arietinum (chickpea), 1598 nucleotides. Its product is annotated as cytosolic sulfotransferase 15-like. Lineage: Eukaryota; Viridiplantae; Streptophyta; Magnoliopsida; Fabales; Fabaceae. The record is from RefSeq and is a predicted model, not a curated record. Gene Ontology annotation, molecular function: sulfotransferase activity.